Molecule: messenger RNA, 1221 nt
Organism: Dermacentor albipictus
Lineage: Eukaryota; Metazoa; Arthropoda; Arachnida; Ixodida; Ixodidae
Source: RefSeq, a predicted model, not a curated record
AUGGCGCAGGAGGAGGAUUUGGCAAAGAUGAAAGCAGCCCCGCCCAAGACUUCCCGGGCGAAGUGGAAGCUGGCUUGUGUUGACGAUGGCCGCAGUCCAUCUCAAGAGGGCAUCACCGUCAAGCGAUCGCGUGCAAGGCCUACCAAUAAGAACCCGUCUCCACCAACGACGAGGUCCCUGUCUCUGAAGCCAGCAACGCCGAAAGCCAUCCCCACCACUGCUUCUGCCAAGGUGAAAAAGGCCUCAGGUGAACCAGCACCAGAAGCCUACGUGAACGUUCCCUCCACCAGCAAUGGACUUUUACGGAAGGCACAGAGGGUGACCCGCAAGACGCCAUCGCGUCGCUCCUCCCGGAGCGAUACCACCUCUGCCGCCAUAACGCAGGAGGAGCCGCCAGCCAACAAGGAAGCGGCCCUGCCCAAUACGACCCGGGCGAAGCGGAAGCUGGCUGCUGCCGACGAUGGCGGUAGUCCAUCGCAAGAGGCCACCACCGUCAAGCGGCCACGUGCAAGGCCUACCAAUAAAGACCCGUCUCCACCAACGACGAGGUCCCGGUCUCUGAAGCCGGCAACGCCGAAAACCAUCGGUACCACGGCUUCUGCUAAGGCAAGAAAGGCCUCAGAUGAACCGGCACCAGACGCCUACGUGUACGUUCCGUCCACCAACAAGGGACUAUCACAGAAGCCGCAGAAGGCAACCGGCAAGACGCCAUCGCGGAGCUCCUCCCCGAGCGAUGCCACCUCUGCCACCAUGACGCAGGAGGAGGAGCCAGCCAAGAAGGAAGCGGCCCUGCCCAAUAUGACCCGGGCGAAGCGGAAGCUGGCUGCUGCCUACGAUUGCGGUAGUCCAUCUCAAGAGGCCACCACCGUCAAGCGGCCGCGUACAAGGCCUACCAAUAAGGACCCAUCUCCACCAACGACGAGGUCCCGGUCUCUGAAGCCAGCAACGCCGAAAUCCAUCGCCAUCACGGCGUCUGCCAAGGCAAGAAAGGCCUCCGAUGAACCGGCAUCAGACGCCUAUGCCAGUGUUUCGUCCACCACCGAGGAACUUUCACGGAAGCCGCAGAGGGUUAGCCGCAAGACGCAAUCACGGAGCUCCUCCCCGAGCGAUGCCAUUUCCGCCGCGGCCAAGACUACCAUGCGUGGACAGCGCUCGCGAGGUCACUCCAAUGGCAGCAGCAGACACCGGGCGAAGAGGGGAAGGAACCGUGGCAGAAUUUAG